AUAUAAAAUGCAAGAGGUUGCUGUUACUAGAGACUCUGCAGGAAGUAAUUUAACUCAGAUGCACAAUGAGAGGAAAAAUAAUGAUGAAUGGGGUAAACUUGUUCAUCUCCAAGCUGACAUGGAAAAGGAAAGUGUCAAAAGAAUGAAAGCUCAGAAUGACGAUAUUAUGAAGCAGUUGCGAUACGAAAAUGGAAUGAUCAACAGGGCUAAAAUGGAGAGGGAGAGAAAUCUUCGCUCAUUAGACCACUCUAUCGAUAAAGAUGAAGCUAAAGACCCCAAAAAUGUUAACCUCUUACCAUUCAUAGACGACUCAAGAGUUAAGACUCGUAAAGAGUACAUGAAGUCGCUUCGCAAAGAGAAUAAUGAGUUAAACAUUGAGAAGAUGAACCUUAAAGAAUAUCAGAAUAAAAUGAAGUUGAUUGACAGAGAGAAUCAAGACAAGUUCACCAAAGUUACAAAGAAUAUGGAGCAUUUGAUCAACAAAAAGAAUAAGAUGGAGAGUAUUGAGAUGGCUAACUUUUGGAAAAAGCAGCAACAAGAUUCACAAAAAGCUAGAGAAAUGGAAAAAGUUAAAGAUAUCGAAGAUGGCAAGAAGUAUUUCAAAUGGGUCAAUGAUUUUGCAGAGAAUUAUAAUCAUGAAAGAUUCAAGAUCUAUGAGAAAGGAGAUAAAACUUCUUCUAUAUCCCCUCAUAAUAAGAAUCGCAAGUUUUGCCUCAAUUCUGCGAAUUCAAACGAAUUAGGAUCGAGUAAUUACUCAAAUAACGCAAAUGGAUAUAAUCAGAAGAACCAAGAUAGCAAUAUAUCAAUCCGUACUGGGUCUGAUGCUGUAUAUGAAGAUGUAUUCAAAUAACGAUUAUACCAGUGGCAAGGUUCUCAGAGAGAAAUUUAAACAUAAAUACAUCGAAGAUCUCAACCAGCAACUAGAAGAGAAAAAGCUUAGAAAACAAAGAGAAAAGCUAAUGGAUCCUAGAGAAAAGAUAAUGAACCAGAAAUAUAUGACUGAUCUUGCCAAUGGAAAGAAUGCCAAUCCUAAUCCAAUACUUAGCAAUAGUAAUCUGAAGAUGAAGCUAGAUAGGAAUAACAGCCGCGGCCUAAUGACUCUGGAUAACAGUAUAAUGUACUCCCCUAACACUCCUCUUGAUGGUUAUACCAACAGUUCGCAUCUAGUCCUUCCUAAUCGAUCUAAAUCGAAUAUCCGCAUAAAUAAUUUUGAUACUAUAACCCCAGGAAACUCAACAGGAAGGAAAGACAACUUGAGCAGAAUUGCCUUGCCUCAGAGAAAACUGAUCAUGAACACUGGCAACAAUGUCUUAGGAAAUGGAUCGAUUCAUUCUUCCCAAGUUGACAGGAAAAUAGAUAGAGAUUCACUUAAAAAUUAUCAGGCUAAGAAUAGGAGGAGUAGCAAUCAAACUUUCGAUAGUUUUGGAAGGCUAGGUUUCAAAGAUAACACAAAGAACGACCCUAGUUUUAACGCUCAUUAUGAGUACAAUUUAAGAAAGUCUCCAAUCGGAAGGAGUUUAAACAACUCUGUGGAUAAUAUACGAAUUAAUGAUUUGAAAAUCAAUAAUCCUACUAUGAGAAACAAAGUGCAAAUUUCUAAGAGAGCUAGUGUAGAGGAAAUGAUCAAGAACAGGCCUCAAGUGGACAACAUUUCCAACCUAGUAUUUUGCCAAAAACAAUAGUCAAUAAUAAUUUUUAAAAA
Messenger RNA from Moneuplotes crassus, 1702 nucleotides. Lineage: Eukaryota; Ciliophora; Spirotrichea; Euplotida; Euplotidae. The record is from the annotation of a GenBank genome assembly.